AUGGAACCUUGGAAAUAUUCUUCUUGGGUUUUCAGAUUCUUCUUCAUCAUAUUACUCGUUUUCUUUCUCAGUUCUUCUUCUUCUUUGUCAUGGUCGUCGUUGCACCCUUUACAUAUAAACUCCACCGCCAUGCACCGAAACCACACUGCAAUCUCAGAUUUUCGGCUGUUAAAUAGAAGAACAUUGACGGAGUGCCCGGGCACAAGCCCUUUUCUCCAAGUUAACGUCAGCUCGAAUUCCAGCCUUUCAGAUGAAGAAUAUCUCACGGUUACCGUUAGCGGAGUUUUGUUUCCUUCACACCGUGAUUGGGUCGCCAUGAUUUCACCUUCUCAUUCUAAUGUUGAAAAUUGUCUAUUCAAUGCGGUUCUAUAUGCACAAACUGGUGAUCUUAGCACACUUCCUCUACUCUGCCAUUAUCCUGUCAAGGCAAUGUACAUGAGUAAUGAUCCAGGCUAUCUCAGUUGCAAGAAGAAGCAAUGCAAGAAAUAUAGCAAGGGUAAAUGUAUAGUGCCCACUUGCAGUGGCACACUAACAUUUCAUGUUAUUAACACCAGAACCGACAUUGAGUUCGUGUAUUUUGGUGGGGGAUUCGCGACCCCUUGUGUUUUCAGUAGGUCGGGCCCUAUCAGUUUUGCCAAUCCAAAUCAGCCGUUAUAUGGACAUAUCUCAAGUGUAGAUUCAACUGGAAAAUCGAUGAGAUUAACAUGGAUUAGUGGCAAUAUGGAACCUCAACAAGUACAAUAUGGGAAUGGAAAAACUCUGACAUCAGAAGUUACUAAAUUUUCACAAGAUAAUAUGUGUAGUUCAGCUUUACCAAGUCCAGCAAAGGACUUUGGGUGGCAUGACCCAGGAUACAUUUAUUCUGUGGUAAUGACAGGACUUGACCCUUCAAGCACCUUCUCCUACAGAUACGGAAGUGACUCAGCUGGUUGGAGUGAACAAAUCCAAUUUCGAACUGCACCUGCGGGAGGAUCAGAUGAGCUCAAGUUUUUAGCAUUUGGCGAUAUGGGAAAGGCUCCCCAUGAUGCUUCUGUCGAGCACUACAUUCAGCCGGGGUCCCUCUCAGUGAUUGAAGCCAUCACCGAUGAAGUAGAUUCUAACAAGGUAGACUCAAUCUUCCACAUUGGAGAUAUAAGCUAUGCCACUGGCUUUUUAGUUGAAUGGGAUUUUUUCCUUCAGCAAAUAAGCCAUGUAGCAUCACGAGUUUCUUACAUGACUGCAAUUGGAAACCAUGAGAGAUAA
Messenger RNA from Corylus avellana, 1242 nucleotides. NCBI's taxonomy places the organism in Eukaryota, Viridiplantae, Streptophyta, Magnoliopsida, Fagales, Betulaceae. The record is from RefSeq and is a predicted model, not a curated record.